AUGGAAGCGUCCAAAAUACCGUCAUGGUUCCUGCAGGUGGAUACCACCCUCGAGGGGUGGCAAACCAAGAUAGGGGCGGCAGAGAGGCUAAUGAUAGGGGACGUACAGAACGAGUCUGUCAUCUGGCGCGAAGGCGUGUGGGCAAUGGAGACCCCCGCCAUUGUCGACGCGUUCAGCAACGCCGGCCACCUUCAGGAAGCGCUGAAGAGGCACUACAAUAUUCACCCCGACCGACCCUCAUCAUGUAAAAUCGGAGCGUUGGACUUCAUCAAUGACUACAAGUUUCUGCUCCCGGCGGAGGAGAUUGCGCGGCUGUCCAGGGCAACAGGCAGACCGACGUACCGUUACCUCGUCGACGAGCCGAAUCCCUGGCAACCGUCCAACGGCGCCCACCACGCGGUCGACUUACUUUUUCUCUUUGGUGGGUUCGGUCUCUCUUGUUCUUCUUCUUCUUCUUUUUUUCCCAACGCACACAAGACCGGAGAGCAUAUGCGCAGGGCCUUGGUAGCGUUUCUCCAUUCCCAGGAGCCGUGGAAUCCUGGGCGCCAUGCCGCUUUUGGGCCUUACGGGAUGUUCCAGGAGCUUGAUAGCGUCGGCGUGGGAUGUCGAAGACGGAUGGCGGCAAUAGAGUUCUUGCAGGGUGUCUCGUCUCAGGUCCUGGACAAGGUGUUUUUCGCUUUAGCUGUCGGCAGAAUUAGUUUGUCCAACUGA
Molecule: messenger RNA, 711 nt
Organism: Colletotrichum higginsianum IMI 349063
Lineage: Eukaryota; Fungi; Ascomycota; Sordariomycetes; Glomerellales; Glomerellaceae
Product: carboxylesterase
Exons: 2
Coding region: 1-711 (236 amino acids)
Source: RefSeq, a predicted model, not a curated record